This is a messenger RNA of Ostreobium quekettii, 156 nucleotides long. The record is from the annotation of a GenBank genome assembly. Lineage: Eukaryota; Viridiplantae; Chlorophyta; Ulvophyceae; Bryopsidales; Ostreobiaceae.
UUUCGAUGGCUGACCAGGUCGACCACGGCCACGAGUUUACCAUUUGGCAGCGACGCGGCGAGGACGCCGCUGCUCCAGUCUUUGGAAGGUAUCGGGAAUCCUGGCUUGUCUCCCAGCGACAAUGGCGACCCGCUGGGAGAUGCAUCUUAUUCUUAA